Messenger RNA from Funneliformis geosporum, 414 nucleotides. The record is from the annotation of a GenBank genome assembly. NCBI's taxonomy places the organism in Eukaryota, Fungi, Glomeromycota, Glomeromycetes, Glomerales, Glomeraceae.
AUGCCUUCAAUGAAAAAGAAAUAUCCUUGUAAAAUAACUUUCUACGGAAGAAAAAUUAACCGAGUUAUCAUUAACCCUCACGCCCAAAAACACCAAGAACAUGGUGGCAAUCUAGUUUUGGAUGAAAGUGCUAGCGUUUUAGAUAAAACCAAAUAUGAACUUUGCCAAAUAAUUCUUGCUUGCCAACAAGAUAAUAAAUUUACUAUUGCUAAAAUUGCUGAGAGAAUUCAGUUAAAAGAAGCUGGUCUUACUUAUGUCGAAGCUAAACUAUUAGUUGAAAAUGGCUUAAGCUAUAAUGAUGAUGACUUCGCCACUUACUUAAAAAAAGAUGAAUGGAUAAAUGCUGGCUUAGGGUUUCAUAGUGGAUAUUAUUGUGCUUAUUUAAGAGAUAUUAAACAAGUAGAUCCUGAAUGA